AUGAGCAGGUGCAUUUUACCCGAGUGCCUGCCUCGUGCCUGCCUCGUGCCUGCCUCGUGCCUGCCUCGUGCCUGCCUCGUGCCUGCCUCGUGCCUGCCUCGUGCCUGCCUCGUGCCUGCCUCGUGGCUGCCUCGUGCCUGCCUCGUGCCUGCCUCGUGCCUGCCUCGUGCCUGCCUCGUGCCUGCCUCGUGCCUGCCUCGUGCCUGCCUCGUGCCUGCCUCGUGCCUGCCUCGUGCCUGCCUCGUGCUUGCCUCGUGGCUGCCUCGUGCCUGCCUCGUGCCUGCCUCGUGCCUGCCUCGUGCCUGCCUCGUGCCUGCCUCGUGCCUGCCUCGUGCCUGCCUCGUGCCUGCCUCGUGCUUGCCUCGUGCCUGCCUCGUGGCUGCCUCGUGCCUGCCUCGUGCCUGCCUCGUGCCUGCCUCGUGCCUGCCUCGUGCCUGCCUCGUGCCUGCCUCGUGCCUGCCUCGUGCCUGCCUCGUGCCUGCCUCGUGCCUGCCUCGUGCCUGCCUCGUGCCUGCCUCGUGCCUGCCUCGUGCCUGCCUCGUGCCUGCCUCGUGCCUGCCUCGUGCCUGCCUCGUGCCUCCAGUGCAACAAGGAACUACAUAG
Messenger RNA from Bacillus rossius redtenbacheri, 603 nucleotides. RefSeq names its product keratin-associated protein 12-1-like. The coding region runs from base 1 to 603 and encodes 200 amino acids. The transcript has a single exon. The record is from RefSeq and is a predicted model, not a curated record. Lineage: Eukaryota; Metazoa; Arthropoda; Insecta; Phasmatodea; Bacillidae.